Messenger RNA from Paramuricea clavata, 3137 nucleotides. The record is from the annotation of a GenBank genome assembly. NCBI's taxonomy places the organism in Eukaryota, Metazoa, Cnidaria, Anthozoa, Malacalcyonacea, Plexauridae.
AGUGAAAUGAGCGCAAGCAUGGGACAUUUGGACAGACUGGAAAUAGAGAAUUUCAAGUCGUACAGAGGAAAACAUGUGAUAGGUCCAUUCCGCAAGUUUACAGCCAUCAUUGGACCGAAUGGAUGUGGUAAGGAUAACCACUAUGGUAUAACUCUUUGGCAAAAUUCACUGUAACACGGGUAUAUCAUAUAAACAUGGUAUCACACAUGAAUCUAAAGCACCUUUAUUACUCUAUAAGUAUUGGUUUUCGGUAUACAGCUAUUUCAAUUAAGGUUGUCCCCGAGCAAAGUGGAAAGGUCGAACAUGAGCGCGAAAGGCUUGCUGGGAAUCGCUAAACAAUUAAUGAUUUUUUAGACGAGUACGUUGCUAUUGCUUUCCAGGGACUUUAUCUCAUUUUUUUAUGCCAAAUUUCGGUACUUAGCUCAAGAAAACAGAUAUCUUGUCCUUUGUGCGGAAAUAUUUAACACACAAAAAAGACUGGGGCCCAACAAAAAUUUUUCACGGGCCCCAGCACCUCGGGGCCCGGGGCAAUCCCCCCCCCCCCCCUCGGCGGCCCUGGUAAUUAGUCAUGUGAGUUACCUGAAAAUAUGAGUUGUGUGACAACGGGCAUAAUUACAGUACUUGGCGUGAAUUACUGUACAUUUUCUAACUAUUUUCCAGGGAAGUCUAAUUUGAUGGAUGCCAUUAGUUUUGUGUUUGGUGAGAAAACAUCCAGUCUUCGUGUCAGAACUGUUAAGGUUUGUAAAUACAUGUGUGUGUUACUUUUGCUUGAAUUCUAUAUGUUACUUUUGCUUGAAUAUAGUGCUUUAGUAUUAUUGCACACGUGAAUAUAACAAAUCCUACAAGUUGAUUGGUCAAAUUUGACGUAUUAAGCUGUUAUAUUCACCUACGGGUGAUAAAGAAAUAAGCGAAAUUAAAAUAAAUUCUGUCCCAAAAGAUACUAAAACAAUUAUCCGCCCCAGGCUCGAUCGGUGAUUAUCGGGGAAUAUUCACCUCGACUUCGUCUCGUUCAAUACAUGUACUGCACAUGAUGUAAUUAUUCGCAUCAUAGGCAUAUAAUAAUAAUUAGGGUAGAAUCGUCGUGGUAAAAUCGUACUGCCAGAUACGGGAAUGGCUAUCACUGUUUCAAUUUUACAGAAAAACGUUCUUACGAAGUGUAGGCCCCAAGCAACCAAGAAAUAUCAAAUUUGCACUUUGAUCUAUCAUUGAAACUUUCCCAAAGGGAGGUGCAUGACUUUUCAGGAGAGGUCCAAAAAUUCUCACGGGAGGUGCAAAACGAUCUCAAGGGAGGUGCGCACUUCACCACACCUCCCCUCAAAAUCCGGCCAUGGGGCUUACCCUUAUAUUAAUAGUGCCUUAAUGAAUAAUGAUGACUAUACAGGGUGUAUCAAAAAAAGCGCAAUCCUCGACUGAAAUGUAAAUUGCUAAACAAAUAAUAGACGAAAACGUUAAAGUUUACAUUCAUUUAAAGCGUAGCCAUUCAGCUUUCUAACAGUGGGUUGUUUCUUAAAUUUGACUCAUUGGUUCGCGGGUAAUAAUACUUUACGUUAUUGCGAUUGGAGAUUAAAAAAAUUGAGAUGGAAUAACAAAUCGUUCUCAUGAAAAUAAUUGAUUUUUUCAUUAAAACAAAAAAAUGUUGCAUUUUAUUAAAUGGAUUGUAACAAUGAGUAUAAUUACGGCUUUUCUUCCACUAUUUUUAACUCAGUUUGAAACUUCAAAUGCGGUAUAAUUUUGGCUUGGACCAUCUAAGCUGACUGACAUCAACUUGCUAUAAUUUCUGUUUACAUUACAUCGCAAUUCGAUGACACUCUGGCUCAGACACCAGAAUGUUUUGACGAUUUUUAGCAUUCGUUUAGGAUUUUCAAACAACCUGGUUUCUUUUAAAAUACUUUUAAUUUGUUCUUACGUGGUUUUCCAGAUGUAGUGACGACAACAUUAAAGUUUAAAGAAGAAAAUUCUAACAUUUAAACCGACUAAACAAUAACAUAGUAAACUUGCAUAAUUAAACAGCAACUAAAAAUGAUAGGUUUUACUAAAUCUUUUCCUGUGUAAUUAUUACUAGCAUUGGAGACAAGGAUAAUAGUUUGUUUGAAAGAGAAAAGAACAGGCUUUGAAGUAAGCCUAAAAGCGUUUAACUAGAAAUAGUAUUUCGAAAGUUAUUAAGCACAAAAGAUGAAUUGCGUUUAUUUUGAUACACCCUGUAGUACAGUUCAUAUGCGCCCUGAUGUUGACGUACUGAUAUUCUGAACUAUAGUUUCACCCAUGUUAAUUCGCAGUAAAAGAUCAUGCCAGGAAAAUAUGCACUGUUUGUUUAGAGCUGUUAUGAUUUCUUAUUUCAUUUAUACAGGAUCUAAUUCAUGGCGCACCCAUCAAUAAACCAGUUGCAAACACUGCUUCAGUGAAGGCUGUUUAUUUUGAAAGUGAUGAGUCUGAAAUUACAUUUACCCGCAAGUACGUUACCUACUUCUUUAUUCAAUCUAUACAUGCAUUUUGUGCAAAGCAAUAAGCACGAUAGAAGAACGUACUUUUUACCCAUUUCAUGGAGAUGCCGUGCGAUUUACCUACGGCAAAAACGUGGUUAUAUCCUUACUUUUGGCGCACGAACAAAUGUUUAGUGAUUAGCUUGCAAUUGAGGUCAUGAUCAAAAAAAUAUUUUCAUGUGCGAAACACGAGGCUUGAUUCAAAUUAAUUUAGGAAAUUUGGUACAGAUCACCUCAGCAUGCUGUUUUCACUCGUUGAAUCCAUGUAUAUAUUACUUUGUUACUCAUCUUCGACGUCUUGUGGCCAAAUGGCGCUGUCAAUUAUUCGUUAUGUCAUUUUAUUGUUCAACGUUUUAGAAUUAUUGGGAGUGGAACAGAAUAUCGAAUUGACAAGAAAGUAGUUUCACCUGCUGAAUACAAUAGGAAACUUGAAUCUAUUGGAAUUUUUACCAAAGCUAAGAAUUUUUUAGUUUUCCAGGUAAAUGAACUUAUAACUUCAGCCUGUUUUUAUCAAAGUCUCUGAUCAACCAGAUCAGCGGUUCACAUUCUUGUCUAGUUUUUCCUUUGUCAUGUUCACCACUAGUUCCUUGAUCAUGGUUUACACACCCCAACCAUUCCUUCUUCAUUCCUGCCAAGCUUUUAGCCAGAAGUGCAUCC